Molecule: messenger RNA, 3207 nt
Organism: Drosophila subpulchrella
Lineage: Eukaryota; Metazoa; Arthropoda; Insecta; Diptera; Drosophilidae
Exons: 7
Coding region: 1-3207 (1068 amino acids)
Source: RefSeq, a predicted model, not a curated record
AUGGUCACCUGCAAGGUGGACUCCCAAACCGCGGUGGCUGUUCCCAAAAUGAAUCCGGUCCGGACCCGUGGAAAGCCCGCCGGCAGCAACAGCAAUAGCAACUCUUCCGGCUUUCGGCUCCUGGACGGCGACCAGCUCGAAAACAAUUCGAGUGUCAGCCGCAACUCGAUCUACAAACUGAAGAUCGAUCUCAUGUUCGACGAUUCCAGAUCCAUGCGAAGCAGCCGCCUCGACGAUCCCCGGGGAUCGCAUCGCACUCGCUCCAUCAUCAUGUAUGGGCGCAGUGAGUUGGCCAGCACAUCGGGGGACACGCCCCGCUCCCUCAGCAGCUUCCUGCAGGAGAACGGGCAGUCGGCCAAGGUGCUGGCCGAGGCGGCCAAGAAGGACGUGCAGCGGAUCAGCAACAGCGUGCAGGCCCAGAUCGAGCAGAUGUUCACGGACGUGGCCAAGGACGCGACCAGCAGCUUCGAGGUCACCUGCCUGGGCUCGCUGCCGCUGAAGGACAAGGUGACCAGUCUGCAGGGUCUGCAGGAGCCACUGCGGCAGCUGUAUCUCAGUGAGGUCAACAAUAAGCACAAGCUCAACUCCGGAUCGCUGGAUAUCUGUGCCACAGGUCUGAGGGUGAAGGUCAGCGCACUGGCCAUCUCAAGUGGUGCGGGUGCUCCGGAGGAGAGCGAGGCCCUCAUCACUCCCUUUCACAACAUUGCCGUUUGGUCGGCGGUGAAGUUCGUCAUAUCGGAUGAUGAUGGUGGCGCCGCCUUUUUGCCCCUGAUCACCGAUCCCGAGAACAUUGACAAGACUGCCCUGUUCCAGCCACUGAGCUCCAGCGAGAAGCUGGCGGUGGAGCACAGCAUCCAUGUGCACGCGCCCAUCUUCGCGGUGGUCAUGCGCUCGGCCAGUUCGCCCAAGGUGCUCGAGUGCCAUGGAUUCAUCUGCAAGAGCACCGAGGACGCCAUCGUGAUUGCGGCCACUCUGUACCAGAGCCUGAUGGCCCACGUCAGCACCAGUUCGAGGCGGAACACCCAGCGGAGGACUCCGCGCCAGCAGAACGGGGUCAGCUGCAUUAGCAUCGCCAGUAGUUCAGCCUUGGCCAGCUCGAACUAUCUGUCCCGCUCCCAGAUCAUUCCCAGUGCGAGUGGGCGGCGCAGCUCCUUUCGCGGAAGCACCGGAGGGGGUGGUGGUGCUCCAUCCCGAUCUGGACGGAAGAAGAGGGUCUCCAAUAGCUCCUUGAGCUCGCAUAGUAAUGUGAUCAACGAGACUGCCGAGCUGGAAACCUCGACGGAAGAACGCAGGCGCAAGUCGCACAAGUCGAAGCGGGCUCCUCCGGUUCCCAGUACGGUUCCUGGUUCCGGAGCUCACCGCAACGGCGGCGGAGGAGGAGGACCGUCCCGGAGUGGCAGCAUAGUGUGCGGCAAUGGUCACGUGAACCGGCUGCACCAGAACGCUCAUCCUGGCAAGAAGUCAUCGGAACUACCUUCGGGAUGUGGCGAUGUGGCUCCCGCCAACGGAGACAUCCUCACACGGGUAGCCAUUCCCAGAUCCGGCAGCUUUCUCAACACCGGAGGAUUGACCCGAUAUAAAUCCCGGGCAGCGAGACGCCAUUCCGGCAAACUGGGAGGAGGAGGCGGCGGCGGAGGAGGGUUUGGCCUGGUUGAUUGGCAUCGCUUGAAUUGUGCUUCUAGUUCCCCACUUGGUUUCAGCGAACUGUUUAACGAAUUUCGCCUGCACGAGAACCUCCACUCGCUGGACGACAUCCUGUACGCCAUCAUCGAUGCCGACGGCAUGUCCUUCAACGACCUGAAGCCCAUCUACAAGGAGUUCCUGCUCAAGCUGGCCGUCACGCUCACCCAGGACGAGCUCUUCCAGCGCUCCAAGAACAUCAUGCGACGCCAAAAGAAGAAGAAACAGAAGCGCAAGGCCAGUGUGAAUGGAUCGCAGAAGAAGACAAAGAGCAGCUUUUUCGGCACCAAGAGUCUGAAGAAGGUCUUCCAGCUGGGCCAGUUCCGCUCGUGCCGCGGCAAGUUGACCAAGCCGGCGGUGAAGGAGUCCACCAUGGAUAGCCAGCGGAAGCGUCAGAUCAGUCCGCCCAUCAUCAUAGGACCGCCCAUCAGCCACAGCCACGCCCAGCAGCAGCACCAGCGGAAUAGGGCGGCCACCAGCGGCUCCGAUGUCUCCGUGGUGCGGAACGAGCACACCCAGGGACUCAACCGAAACAGCAGCAGUGGAUACGUCUCCUGCUCGGAGUGCAGCUACGACUCCGAGUCCUGUGCCUGUGCCUCCGCCGAUCGCUGCUACUGCAGCCUGCGCACGGAGCACCUGAACCACAAGCUGCGUCAGAAGAACGAGCGCAACAUGGCCCUGGCCACGCCCACUCGGAAGCCCGCCAACGGAGGUGUCCUGCCCCAAAACGUGGCAGGCACCACCGGCACCAACCGGCACUCGCUGAUCUCUUGCCGCUCCGACGACAAGUGCUACUGCUCCAUGGUGGAGGAGGAGCCGCCGAGCUCGAUAGAGCGGGAUUCGGCCAACAACACGCACACGGAGACCACGACGUCUUGCGACUCGGACAGCUGUGUGAGCGCCAGCAAGUGCUACUGCAAGCGGACCCAUCGCCGUCAGCGAUCCUCGGCAGCGGCGGCCAUCAGCGAGGACUCACUGUCGCAGCAGCAGCGCAAAUCCCGGCCAGGAAACGCGGUAGCUGGAGCGGCACGCAAGGGCAAGCCCUCGGAGAAGCUGGGCCUGGACUACGAGCUCUUCAGCAUCAGCGGAAGUGGACAGCCGGUGCAGCCCCACGAGGCACUCAGCGUGAAGAAGAGCGUGGAGGCGGCGGCGGUGUUCGCGGACAUGAAGCUCAGCCAGACGACGGACAUCAAGAGCCUGUGCCCGCCGAAGGGACCGGGAUCACGGGUGGGCAAUGGCAGCUGCCGAUCGCACGCCUCCUCCAGGAGGUCCUCGUACCGCACCCGCGAGUCCUUCAGCACGGAUCGCUUAAGCGGAGGACUGCCGCUUCCCAUGCCCCUGGGCAAGGGUAUGGGAUUGGGCGGAGCGGGCGGCGGGAGCGCCGACAACCUGCUGGCCAACCUCAAGGCCAUGGAGGCCAGGGCCGCCUCCAUUCGCAGCAGCGCCAGCAGGAGCCGCAUGGGCAGCUAUCAGUCGAUGCGGGCGGUUAGCGCCUCCCUGGAGGACUCGCUGGGGUACUUGCCAUAG